Messenger RNA from Candidozyma auris, 1773 nucleotides. It is a transcript of the gene STI1, whose product is annotated as Hsp90 cochaperone STI1. NCBI's taxonomy places the organism in Eukaryota, Fungi, Ascomycota, Pichiomycetes, Serinales, Metschnikowiaceae. The transcript has a single exon. The record is from RefSeq and is a predicted model, not a curated record. The coding region runs from base 1 to 1773 and encodes 590 amino acids. Gene Ontology annotation, molecular function: Hsp90 protein binding.
AUGUCUGCUGAAGAAUAUAAAGCUGAGGGUAACAAGCUCUUUGCAGCCAAGGAGUUUGACAAGGCCAUUGAGCAGUUUACUAAAGCCAUCGAAACUUCUGAUGUGCCUAACCACGUCUUGUACUCCAACAGGUCUGCUUGCUACGCUUCAUUGAAGAACUUCACUAAGGCAUUGGAAGACGCAGAAAAGUGCGUGGAGAUUAACCCUACUUGGGCCAAAGGUUACAACCGUGUUGGCGCUGCCCAGUACGGAAUAGGCAACUUGGAAGAUGCAAAGAAAUCUUACUCCAAGGCUUUGGAGUUGGACUCACUGAACGCCAUGGCCAAGAGCGGUUUGCAAGCCGUUGAGGAUGCAGAGAACUCCCAGAGCCCCGACAUGGGUUUGGGUAAGAUUUUCUCCGACCCCAACUUGAUGAACAAGUUGAAGAGCAACCCUAAGACGGCCGAAAUGAUGAACGACCCAGCUUUGGUCGCCAAAGUAUUGCAAUUGCAACAAAAUCCUAAAGCAGGCAUGCAGACCAUGCUCUCUGACCCACGCAUGAUGACGAUUAUGGGUGUGUUGAUGGGCAUUGAUUUGGACAUGUUCCAGGGAAAAGAUGCUCCUGGUAAGCCUGAGGAGAGUUCUUCAGCCUCAAAAUCCGAGACUGCGAAGGAGGAGCCCAAGCAGGAAUUCAAGGAGGAGUCGCUGUCAAAGCCCUCUUCUAGCUCCGAGUCUAAUCCCGCCCCACUGAGCUCUGAGUCCAAGUCUGAGGCUACGGAGGAUGUCGAGAUGGAGGACUCAAGUAAGGUAGAAGCUGAUGCUGCCAAGGCUGAAGGUAAUGCCUUGUACAAGCAGAGGAAGUUUGACGAGGCUAUUGCAAAGUACGACCAUGCAUGGGAGCUUUACCAGGAUAUCACAUACCUAAACAACAGAGCUGCCGCUGAAUUUGAAAAAGGUGACUACGAUGCUGCCAUUAAGACUUGCGAAAAGGCAAUUGAUGAAGGCAGAAGCAUGAGAGCUGACUACAAGAUCAUAGCUAAGUCGUUUGCCAGAAUUGGUAAUUGUUACUUGAAGAAAGACGACUUGGAGAACGCUGCCAAGUUCUUUGACAAGUCUUUGACCGAGCAUAGAACUCCAGACGUUUUGAGCAAGUUAAGAAAUACACAAAAAGAGAUCAAGGUCAGAGAGGCCAAGAGUUACAUCAACCCCGAAAAGGCCGAGGAGGCGAGAUUGGAGGGUAAAGAAUAUUUCACAAAGGGUGACUGGCCCAACGCCGUUAAGGCUUACACUGAGAUGGUGAAAAGAGCUCCCGAAGAUGCCAGAGGGUACUCCAACAGAGCUGCUGCGUUGGCCAAGUUGAUGUCAUUUCCUGAUGCUGUCGAAGACUGUAACAAAGCCAUUGAAUUGGAUCCUACAUUCAUCAGAGCGUAUAUCAGGAAAGCCAAUGCGCAGUUGGCUAUGAAGGAAUACUCUCAAGUAAUCAACACAUUAAAUGACGCUCUUGCAAAGGAUCAAGAGUUGAACGGUGGAAAGAACGCCAACGAAAUCAACCAGUUGAUGCACAGAGCAAUGUCGCAGCGUUUUGCAGCAAUCGAGGGCGAAACUCCGGAACAAACGAUGGAGAGAGUGUCUAAGGACCCAGAAAUAGUUGAAAUUUUGCAAGACCCUGUCAUGCAGGGUAUAUUGGGUCAAGCCAGAGAUAAUCCAGCGGCAUUGCAAGAGCACAUGAAGAACCCAGAGGUGGCAAAGAAAGUCAACAUGUUGAUUGCUGCUGGCGUAAUUCGUACUCGUUAG